Musa acuminata subsp. malaccensis (wild Malaysian banana) is the source of this 2228-nucleotide messenger RNA. RefSeq lists its product as uncharacterized. The record is from RefSeq and is a predicted model, not a curated record. NCBI's taxonomy places the organism in Eukaryota, Viridiplantae, Streptophyta, Magnoliopsida, Zingiberales, Musaceae.
GCCUGACACAAGCGCCUGUGGCCUCCCUCCCGACUCGCUCUCCAAAGCAAUCUUAUUUGGAGCUGAAAAGAAGACGCAGCGUAGCUCAAGUGAGUUGGUGAAAGCGAGAGCGACGCUCUUUCUGCGUCUCGUGGCUCCGAUGCUUCUCGGCCCUCCCAUCCAUUAAUGGCAUCCAAAGCUGCCUCCUUGGCCGCAGGUCUCGCUAUCCUCCCUCCGCUCGCAUUCAACGUUCCCGCCCCCGUACGCGAAUGAGAUCACGCCUCAGUGGGGAGGAGGAGGAGGAGUUGGAGGGCGAUGAAUUCCAAGGCGCGGGCGCCGUCCCUGGUCAUCAAAGCUUCCCCGAAGCGCGAUAAAGGAAUCGACAAGGAGAAGAAGACUGAGAUGCAGGGGAAUGGAUCGGUGGUCAUAGCAAAUGGACCCAACAGAUGCCAAUCUGGAAGAGAGAGGAAGAUUGCUCUGCAGCAAGAUGUUGAUAAGCUCAGAAAGAAGCUGAGGAACGAAGAGAACAUCCACAGAGCCUUGGAGAGGGCUUUCACCAGACCUCUGGGUGCUCUUCCUCGUCUUCCACCAUAUCUGCCUUCACAUACACUAGAACUUUUGGCCGAAAUCGCCGUUCUAGAGGAAGAGGUGGUUCGCCUCGAAGAACAGGUGGUGAAUUUUCGGCAAGGCCUCUAUCAGGAAGCUAUCUACAUCUCGUCCUGCAAGAAAACCAAGGAAUUAGGAUAUGAUGUCGACUCCCUUUCUCAAAACUCCAAAACCUUGGGGCAACGGAAGUCAUAUUCGAAUUCAGCAUAUACUGAAGACUUGGCCUUCACGAAACAGCUAACCUCUUUGCAGUGGUCAUCAAACACAGACCGAAAUGUGCCUUCCUCUAAUCAGUUUGUCGAUGAUAAGCUCUCCCCAAAGAAGUUGAAGUCAUCUUUGGCCAUUACUGAAAAGCAGCAAGGAAAAGAGAAUCAAAUAGGCGCAAACUGUCCUAGAAACUGUAGGCAAUCUCCAGUAAGGAGAGCUUCGAAAGUAGGAACAGCUGCAAAUGGAAACAAGCAGGCGGAUGCACGGCCAAAGUGCAAUUCCGUGGAUAAUGAAAGAACUGGAAUAAACUUAAGGAGCACUUCCAGUGAAGCAAAAUUGGACGAGUCCAAUGCUCCAAAUGAAUCUGAGUCGAGUGGGCCGAGCAAACUAUCCGAGGAUAUCUUGAGGUGCCUGAUGAACAUAUUCUCACGGUUGAGUUCUCCAGGGAACACUAAAGAGCUGCUCGAGGCAUCUCCUUCGGUAUCAGGUUCUAGUGGGAGUUCAGAAGAAACUGAUUCGCUAGACCCAUACGGUAUCUGUGCAGAAUUUGGAAUACGGGACAUUGGCCCAUAUAAAUAUUUCCGAGCAGUUGAAGCGAGCUCGAACUUUCCAAACCUUCCCAUGGGUUGUUCAUUUCUUACAUGGAGAUUAAAACGUUUGCUCAGAGAGCUUGCAUCAGUGGAUUUAUCAGGUCUCACACAUCAGCAGAAGAUUGCAUUCUGGAUUAACAUUUAUAAUUCAUGCAUGAUGAAUGCAUUUCUCGAGCAAGGCAUUCCUGCUAGUCCUGAGAUGAUUGUUGCGCUGAUGCUAAAGGCUAUGAUUAAUGUGGGUGGUCACAUGCUCAGUGCAAUGACAAUCGAACAUUUCAUUUUGAGGCUGCCUUACAGUUCGAAACAUGUCUUCCCUAAAGGAUCUAAAAGUGAUGAUGUAACAAUGCGAGGCAUAUUCGGAUUAGAAUGGCCUGAACCCUUGGUCACAUUUGCACUUUCAUGUGGAAGUUGGUCAUCACCGGCUGUGAGAGUAUACACGGCAGCUAAAAUUGAGAAAGAGUUGGAAAGAGCAAAAAGGGAUUAUUUGCAAGCAUCCAUUGGUAUAUCCACACGAAACAAAUUAGCAAUUCCUAAGCUGCUUGAUUGGUACCUACGAGAUUUUGCAAAAGAUGUGGAGUCAUUAAUGGACUGGAUCUGCUUACAACUCCCAAAUGAGUUGAGGACCGAAGCAACUAAAUGCCUAGAAGCGGCAAGAGGAAGUCCCAUUCAGCAGCCAAUUCAAGUUCUUCCAUAUGAGUUUAGAUUCAGGUACCUUUUUGCUACAUAGAUGACUCUCUCCACCUUACAGUACAAUGUAGCUGAUGAAAUCCCAUGGUUCAAUGAUUUGUUCAUAUCAUUAUUAUAAUAAGAACAUUGAAAUUUGUUAAAUCUUUGUAUCUUUUGAUU